UAAAACAAUUGUGAUGAUAAGACUAAUAAUACAAAACAGCAGCAAUAUAAAAAGUAAUUUUCUAAAAUGAGCUCAGUGCGCCAUAGAUUUAGUACAAAAAAGAGGUGGUCCUUAACAAUCGCGAUGUUUUAUUGCAUAGAUCAACAAAAAGCAAAAAAAAGUUUAUUGAACACUUAUAAGAAUCCUCCUUGUCAUUGUCAAACCGUCAAACUGGAAACUGAAUAUAAAAUCGCAUCAGCUGGUAUUUUCAAAGCGAGCUAUCUACUCAAUUUGUAUUGGUAAAAAUGCCGAUCACGUGUGCAAUGGGUACAAGCGGAGGAAAGGGUAAUAAAGGAAUGUUUAUUGAAAGAGAUAAAAAUGUAUGUGCAGCUGGACUUCCAACUGCUCAACCAGAACAGUCAGUAAAAAACAAUUUGGAGCAUUACCUUAUGCAAGAAGAAGUUGAUGCCCUAAUUGGUGAUGCUAUUAAACCAUCUCCAAAGGUUAUCUCUUUACCACCAUUAAGACGACCUAUGCCUCGUGACAUGAGGUUUGCUGGAAGUUUUAGUGAUGGAUCUCUUUUGAUUAAUCCACCAACGAAAUCUAAAUUUCAAACUGCUAUAGAUGACAUAAAAGAAUCUUGCUAUGAAUCAUACUGGAACAAACAGCUUGGUAAAAACCGUGAUCCUACUCCUUUUCUACCAUUUGGUUACGACUUAUAUGGAACAACGGCCGGAAAGAAAACUGAUUAUAAAGAAACAUUAUAUGACGUCGUAAUGCCUAAAAAUCCUAUUCCAGGCGACCUACCUCGUAAUAAACACGUUGCUUAUCAAAAAGAUCGAAACUAUUGUUCAUCAUCUUUUAACCCCAACACAGUAUUUGGUAUGAGAUCAAAUAUUGAUAAAAGAGGUCGGAACAUGAAAUGUUGUCUAUUGGAUGAUAGAAUUCCACUUGGAACUAGUGUUGCUAAGCCAAUGAAUACUUUACAAGCUAACUUAGUUAAUAAUAAAGUUAAAUUGGGUGUUAGUGUUGCCCCAAACGAUAAUAUUAGCCGUGUUCCAAAAGGUUUUGCUUUUGGUAAGUCAACCGAACUAAAUCCUAAUGAAAGUGCUGCCAGAUGUCUAACACUAUGUGAUUUUAACCCAGACCGCAUAUUUUUUUAAAAAUGUCUCGCACACCUUAAUUCUGUAAGAAAAUGUAUAAGUAAGCGUUUUGAUAAUAGUUUUUUUAAUAAGUUAUACUUAAACCUGAAAUACUUUGAUAAAGAAGGUAAGGGUUGGUUACCGAAAGAAUUAGUAUAUAAUUAUUGUGCAACCAAAUAUAUACGAUUUGAUGCUACAUUGAUUGAACCAUUGUUAUCAGCUUGGAAAGCCUUUGAUGGAAUUAAAGUUGAAUAUAAAAUCUUUGUUUCCAUCCUAAAUUUUACCCAAAUCCCUCCAGAACUACCAAAAGUUGAGGAUAUCCCUGAUAAAUGUAUUGAUUUUAGUACAACUUACCGCGAAAUGGUUAAACCCGGUCAAGAUGUUGAUAUAAAAGAUAGAGCUGGGUUACCAACUGGAAGGUAUUUCGAUGAAGAUUACCCAGUAACGCCUGAUGGAUAUUGUAAGGCUGAUACAUCGUACCUGCCUGAUGAAACUGAUGCAAGAGCAUGUCUGAAUCCUAGUCUCUUCACUAAUUUAGGCAUAAGCCACCGGGAAAUGUAUGCUAAACGAGAGCCACACGUUAUUAAAAGAGUUUUCGAAGCCACCGGUGAACGUUUCACAGCUGAAGAAUUUAAUUUAAUUUGGCAAACUGCUGAAAAAUAUCAUUCAAAAAAAUAUGUUUGCUACGAGACUUUUUAUCGUGCUCUUAGAGCAGUACAGUCACAGAAUGUUAAUAACUAG
This is a messenger RNA of Plodia interpunctella (Indianmeal moth), 1862 nucleotides long. RefSeq names its product EF-hand domain-containing family member B-like. The record is from RefSeq and is a predicted model, not a curated record. NCBI's taxonomy places the organism in Eukaryota, Metazoa, Arthropoda, Insecta, Lepidoptera, Pyralidae. The transcript has a single exon.